CAGGAUAGUCACUGAGUAGCUUCAUAUCAAAGCAGUCAUCGAUUCUGGAGAAAUAUUUUUCACUUAAAUUUUGAACCAUGAAAAUCAAAGUUAUCUUCAUUCUUCUCAUUGUUUGUGUAUUCAUUGAGAGCGUUUUUUUGUUGCCUUGUAGAAGACGACCUAGAGGAUGCAAUUCAAGGCCACCUCCCCAAACGCCACCUCCCCAAACGCCACCUCCCCAAACGCCACCUCCUCAAACGCCACCUCCCCAAACGCCACCUCCUCAAACGCCACCCCCUCAAACGCCACCUCCCCAAACGCCAUCUCCUCAAACGCCACCUCCCCAAACGCCGCCUAAUCUAAUGGCGCUCUUUCAGCAAUUUAUAGCUGCGCUUGCCGCUGCAGCUCCAGCAACAACUCCACCAGCUUAAUAUGUUUAUUCAUUGCAAUACAUAAAUUGAUGUCAAGCGUCCCCCGGCAAAUCAAGAUUAUCUUACCGAUCAUAUUUUUAAGACAUCCAUGGAAAGUGCACUUUCAUGUCGAAAUUCCAAUUGAUAACAAUGUCAAAAUUCAGUUUUAUUAAUGUGUUUUUUUUUUUUCAAAAUAUUCAAUAAAGAUUUUUCUUAAAUGGGCUAAUGCCAAAUCAGCAUCCAAA
Sitodiplosis mosellana (orange wheat blossom midge) is the source of this 634-nucleotide messenger RNA. RefSeq lists its product as uncharacterized. The record is from RefSeq and is a predicted model, not a curated record. The transcript has 3 exons. Lineage: Eukaryota; Metazoa; Arthropoda; Insecta; Diptera; Cecidomyiidae. The coding region runs from base 78 to 410 and encodes 110 amino acids.